UAUACAAGUUGGAGUCUCUUGUACUCAUACUGUGAGGAAAAAUGGGGCCUGUCACUACAUUUUGUGAAGAGUUUGAUUUGUUAAGCAGGCAGCAGGCACUCUCAAGUAGGUGCUACUAGACUAAGUCCCUCUGGCAACAAAGAUCAACAGGGGUAGUCUAUGGGCUGUACUACACAUUUAAAUUGAAGCUGGAAAGAAACCAGCAGUAGAGUUGUUAACAUAUUUUCAUGGAAGAUGCCGAGUAGUACACUCCUGAAACCUGGAAGUGAUGUAUAUUCAGCAAGGACUUUCCACCCAAGCAAAAUUCACCGAGUUCCCCCGAAAUGUCACCGCCACCGAAGGGCAGAACGUGGAGAUGUCUUGCGCCUUCCAGAGCGGCUCCGCCUCGGUGUACCUCGAGAUCCAGUGGUGGUUCCUGCGGGCCGCCGAGGACCAGGAAGCUGGAGCCGAGGUGACGGGCACUCAGGUGGAGCUCUUACCAGAGAGAGACUUGGACAAUGAUGGAACAAAGAUAAGCACAGUGAAAGUACAAGGGAAUGACAUCUCCCACAAGCUGCAGAUUUCAAAAGUGAGGAAAAAGGAUGAAGGCUUGUAUGAGUGCAGGGUGACAGAUGCCAACUAUGGAGACCUUCAGGAAUACAAGGCUCAGGCAUUUCUCAAAGUCAAUGCGAAUAGCCACUCUCGGCGAAUGCAGGCCUUUGAAGCAUCCCCAAUGUGGUUGCAAGAUAUGAAACCUCGCAAGAACAUCUCAGCAGCUGUUCCAAGUAGCAACCAUAACUCUGCCAAUCAGCGUGUGCGCUCCACUUCCAGCCCUGAAGCAGCAGCCAAAAUCUCAAAACAAAGUCCACAAUCAGCAAAGAGCAAAUCGCCUGUAAAAUCCACGGAGCGGACAGCAAAGUUGACCCUAACCUCCAACCACCACUCUGCACCCAAUGUACUCUAAAUCUCUACACAAGGAGCACCUUCUUCAGGAAGUACAAAUAAAACAAAACAAAAUAAAAUAAAAAAAUAUAUAAAAAAGAAGAGGA
Messenger RNA from Alligator sinensis (Chinese alligator), 1028 nucleotides. RefSeq names its product V-set and transmembrane domain containing 2A (gene VSTM2A). Bases 269 to 943 code for a protein of 224 amino acids. The transcript has 7 exons. The record is from RefSeq and is a predicted model, not a curated record. Lineage: Eukaryota; Metazoa; Chordata; Crocodylia; Alligatoridae.